Centropristis striata (black sea bass) is the source of this 885-nucleotide messenger RNA. RefSeq names its product trace amine-associated receptor 13c-like. Gene Ontology annotation, biological process: G protein-coupled receptor signaling pathway. Gene Ontology annotation, cellular component: membrane. Gene Ontology annotation, molecular function: trace-amine receptor activity. Lineage: Eukaryota; Metazoa; Chordata; Actinopteri; Perciformes; Serranidae. The transcript has 2 exons. Bases 1 to 885 code for a protein of 294 amino acids. The record is from RefSeq and is a predicted model, not a curated record.
AUGCGCGAGUGGAAGACCCGGGUCUUUGUAGGCAGCAAGAAUGAUGUUUUUCUCUUUUCCUCCAGGCAGCUCCACACACCCACCAACAUCCUCCUCCUCUCUCUGGCUGUCUCAGAUUUACUUGUGGGACUCCUGGUGAUGCCAGUAGAAGCACUACAAAGAACAGAGUGCUGGUUUUUUGGUGACCUUUUGUGUUCUCUUUUUAGGUUUGUGUCCUACAUAAUCCUCGCUGCCUCAGUCGUAAACAUGGUGCUCAUAUCAUUUGACCGAUAUGUGGCUAUUUGUGACCCUCUGCAUUACACCACCAGAAUCACUGUGAAUAGAGUUAAAGUAUGUGUUUGUCUCUUGUGGUUUUGUUCUGUUGCCUACAAUGGUUUCUACCUUACUUCGCAUCUUAAUCAACAAGAAGUAACCGACGAAUCCUGCUAUGGAGAAUGUCCAACUGUAAUUAAUAACACUGGCGCUGAUCUUCAACUUGUUUUAAACUUUAUUGUUCCUGUUACCACAAUCAUAGUUUUAUAUACUAGAGUCUUUGUUGUGGCUGUGUCUCAAGCUCGUGCCAUGCGCUCUCACAUUACAGCUGUCACAAAGCAGAUUUCAGUGACUAAAAUAGCAAAGAAAUCUGAGCUGAAAGCAGCCAGGACUCUUGGUGUUUUAGUAGUUGUGUUUCUGGUGUGUUUCAUGCCAACUUACUUUACCACUUUGGGAGGUUCUGAUUACAUGAGUCUUUCAACUCUAUACUUUAUUCUGUAUCUGUACUAUUUUAACUCUUGUCUAAACCCUGUGAUUUAUGCCUUGUUUUACCCCUGGUUCAGAAAAUCAGUUAAACUCAUUGUUACUCUUCAGAUACUGCAGCCUGGCUCCUGUGAGGCCAACAUACUGUAG